This is a messenger RNA of Megachile rotundata (alfalfa leafcutting bee), 561 nucleotides long. RefSeq lists its product as uncharacterized. NCBI's taxonomy places the organism in Eukaryota, Metazoa, Arthropoda, Insecta, Hymenoptera, Megachilidae. The record is from RefSeq and is a predicted model, not a curated record.
AUGACAACGAAUGGAGAAGUGGUACCAUGCUCGGUUAAGCAGGUGAUCAAGAAAUGCAUUCGUGACGUACCGUGUCCUCGACCACCUAAAAGAAAGCAAGAUGGUCCGCUGGUCGAGUGCAAGAAAGCCAUGAAGAUCGUGCCGUGUGAAACAGAGCGGAAGAGGAUCUCGAAAUGCGUUAAGAAGUUGACCGAUAUUUGUCCGGGCAACGAUCGAUCGCCGUCACCCAAAGGAUGUGCGAAGUGCGAGGAAAAUCGGAUCAAGAAAUUGGAGUGCGAGGUGUUCCAUCUGCGACGGGAGAUAGAACACAUGAAGCAUGAUCGGAAGGAGGUCGAAAAAGCGCUACAAAAGGCCAUCCUUCGUGGCGCGUGUGCUCUCGGAGGAUACAGACCGCAGGUGCCAGGGUCAGUUGAGAAGCUUCUGAACCGCUGUGACAGCGACGUCUCAUCCUCCUCGUCGUACUCUCUCACGUUAUGCACGAAACCCCCGCCAGAGAUACGUCCGUGCGGUAAACCGUCGAAGAAGAAACAGCUUUGUUGCGAAUCGUGUUGCUUCGAUUAG